Molecule: messenger RNA, 995 nt
Organism: Gossypium arboreum
Lineage: Eukaryota; Viridiplantae; Streptophyta; Magnoliopsida; Malvales; Malvaceae
Product: acyl carrier protein 1, chloroplastic-like
Exons: 4
Coding region: 247-711 (154 amino acids)
Biological process (GO): fatty acid biosynthetic process
Molecular function (GO): phosphopantetheine binding; acyl carrier activity
Source: RefSeq, a predicted model, not a curated record
ACACGGAACAUCCAUGGAAGUGACCGCCCCAUUCUAAAAGUCAUUAAAAAAAACCAAAUCAAACAUUGGAAUCAUCAUCGGGUGUUCAUGUAACUCCCCGGACACUUUCUGGCUUUGUCUACAACAUUUUCUCUAUUUAUAUAUCUACAACUUUGAGUUUCUUCAUCAAUUUACUUCCUUUUCACUAUUUGUAAUACCCUAUAUAUCUCGUUAUUUUCAGCCUGCAUUUUAGUCAAUCCAAUUCCAAUGGCUGCUUUUGCUUCAAUCUCCGCAUCUUCAUUGCCCGCCCCUGCUACAAUUCCUUUUGCCAAAGGAUCUAUUUCUCAGCACAAAAGCUUCACCACCAUUGGAUGUCCAGUAGUAUGUAAUGGAUUGAAACUUAUUCCAAAGACUCAAUUCUCCAAGGAGAGAAACAAAUUUUCGACUCGAUCUAGCUGCUUUAAGACACCAGUUUCAUGCUCUCUUGCUCAACCUGAGACAUUGAAAACCGUCCAAAAUACCAUUGCCAAGCAAUUGUCAAUUGAUGCGAGCACAGUGACUCCUGAUACUAAAUUUGCUGAUCUAGGAGCUGAUUCACUUGACACGGUGGAGAUAAUGAUGGCGUUGGAGGAACAAUUUGGAGUUUCAGUCGGAGAAGGCGGAGCUGAGAACAUCGCAACUGUCCAAGAUGCCGCAGACUUGAUUGAGAAAGUGAAAGCUGCUGCUGCAUAGGCCACUUACAAGAAUACCAGAACUUCUUUUAUUUUAGUUCUAUAAAUGCCACCAAAGAUAAAAUCAUAAAUUACAGUAAUCGAUUUUCCUUUUCUUUCCUACAAGGUGUGGCACUAUUUUUCUUUCCUUUUGCUUAACCAAGAGGGCAAUUUUUGUAACAGGGUGGGUCUUAAAUUGUAGCCUGUCACUUGUCUCUUUGUUCUUAUUCUGUUUCAUGCAAAAGCAAGAACGAAAACAAUAAAGUCAAUGAAUAAAUGCAUGAAUCAACUUGAGCUUUGUUUUCA